UAUUUAUUUAGUUUGUUUUUUCUUUUGAUGGUCCAGGUCACUAUUCCAAAUUAGACUCGCCUGGUCUCUUUGAGUUCUCACCUUGUUUAACCAAAUAAACUUAAAACAUAUCAUCCACACCAGCAGAACUGUGAAAAGUGCCAAUGGAAAGCACAAUUUAGUCCUCCUUAAUGGCUAUUGGAUUCUUGUAAUAAUACAGCAAUACUGACAGCAGCAGUAUUAUACAACAAAUGAUCAGUUUUAUGUUUGUAAAAAAAAUCCCCAGAUUUAAGGCUGGAUCAUGGGUUCUGAGCUGCAAAGGCCCUUUGAGCCAAAAGAUCGGGUGACGCUCUACGACUUCCCAAACCUGCAGGGCAGGGGGCUGCCCUUAACGCAGGACUGCCCUCGCUUACUGGAGCCGCGUCGCUCCUUCCGCUGCCGCACUGCCCACGAGCCUGCUGCCCAGGGCCCUGUCCGCUGCCACUCGGUCCGAGUGUCUCGUGGCGCGUGGCUGGGCUACGCCAUGGAGGAAUUCUCGGGCCCGGCCGGACUGUGGGACGGGGUCAGCGGAGGUGAACACCGCCACGCGGGCAGCUGGGGCGGAUUCCCGACCGUCGUCGCGUCCGUCCGGAGGCUGCGUCGGGACCUGGCGUGUCCGCCUCUGCUGCAGCUGUGCUCCGAGCCAGGGGGCCGUGGCCGCUCUGUGGAUCUGCGCGUCGACGUUCCGGACCUGGCCACUCUCACGAGUCGCGAGGAGCCAAGCGACGGCGUUGACCCCCGCAGCGCCCCGACUCUGGGACGCGUCGCCAGCGUGCGCGUGUGUGGCGGGGUGUGGGUCGUAUACCGUGACCCUAACUACCGCGGCCCGCACCGCGUGUUGGAGGGCCGUGGCUGCCUGGACGUGUGUGGGCCGGCCCCAGCAUCUGUGCGGCGAGUGGCGUUCACUCUCGUCGGAGACUCCCCGAGCCCCAACCUUGAGACGGAUCAGAGUCCAAAGCCGGGGCAGAGCCAGUUCGGUGAACAAAGCAGCGAUGGUGCCACGACUCCCACCUGUAUUCCCUGCGUUACUGUGCAAGGGUCGUCUCUCUAGUUCUAUUUUCGCAUCACAAAAGAAGUUUUAUUUUUACAUGAAGGACGAGUUGUAAAUUGGGUAUGCAAAUAGCACAUCACUCGGACUUGGGAGUGAUGUAUUAUUAGCCUGUGGGCAGAGAGAACUUGGGUGGCUUUGAUCAAUUCACUGCCCAUUAUGCAAUAAGGGUAUUAAGCAACAUAAGCAUGUCACAAAGUCAUUACGCUUAUUAUAAAAGGUCAUUCCUUAGCAACUGAUAUGCUGUCCUGUAAUUAUGUAUGAUUUUGCCACAUGAAGGGAUUAUUUUAAAAAUGUAUAUUUCCCUUCACAUGCACAGUAUGCAAGCCUGUAUUUUAUUUUUGUCGAUGCAGUUUACUUUGAGUGAUUAUACAAAUACAUGGCAGAUACAUACUUUUGCACAGUAUUUGAUUGUUAUUGACCUAUUGUUUAAUAGUUUGCAGUGAGAUGGAUUU
This is a messenger RNA of Lethenteron reissneri (Far Eastern brook lamprey), 1521 nucleotides long. RefSeq names its product gamma-crystallin C-like. The record is from RefSeq and is a predicted model, not a curated record. Gene Ontology annotation, molecular function: structural constituent of eye lens. Gene Ontology annotation, biological process: visual perception; lens development in camera-type eye. NCBI's taxonomy places the organism in Eukaryota, Metazoa, Chordata, Hyperoartia, Petromyzontiformes, Petromyzontidae.